This is a messenger RNA of Dreissena polymorpha, 815 nucleotides long. RefSeq lists its product as uncharacterized. The transcript has 4 exons. The coding region runs from base 81 to 656 and encodes 191 amino acids. NCBI's taxonomy places the organism in Eukaryota, Metazoa, Mollusca, Bivalvia, Myida, Dreissenidae. The record is from RefSeq and is a predicted model, not a curated record.
GAAACAGACAGUACAGAAGUGAAUCGUUGAAAAGAACUUGUUCUUCGAGUACUGAGUUUGUUGUAAAUUAGUAUCGAACAAUGCAUCUGGAGGUGAAACUUCUCACGUUUUUAUUUACUGUGAUAUUACCGUUGUCUUAUGGCAGGUACAUUUGUCAUUUGGGCGUCCAGUCGUGUUGUCACCAUUCGAGCCGACCAACACGACAGAACGACAAGUACCUUAGGUGUCAUUACGGUUUCACGUGCUACAAGUGCUCGUACAAUUUGGGGUCAGAACAGAAACAAACCGACUGCAUCACCAACCCUGCCAACCUGGGACGGGGCGCCCACCUCUCUUGCAACGAGACGAGCUACUGUGUCCUCCAGGAGAACUUUGAUUUCCAGCAGAAUGUUGUGACGUCAUAUUUCCGGACAUGUAUGGGCGUGAGCUUGGGUAACGAGUGUCAGAAGUACGAGGGUCUCGUAAUAUGCCGCUCUUCCUGCCAAGGCAACUACUGCAACGAACACGAGAACGGCACGAACUAUCAAUCGUUCGUACAGAAAUUCCCGAACGAAUUCAAUGGCGCGAAACACUUGAUCUUGUCACGUGCCAGUCAUGUGAUAAGCGUGUUGUCCGGCGCGUUGCUGGUGUACUGUGCUAAUCAAGAGGUUGGGUGAGAAAAGAAACGAUUUAAUGUGCUAAUUUAUGACACGAAAUCUCAGCAACAUUCAUUUGUAAAUAUGACACUAGGGUUAAAGUGUUUCAUGUAACUGUAUACAAGAUACUUAAUUUCAUUGCUUAUAUUGAUGGAACUGAAAUUAAAGUAUGAAACAUGU